Molecule: messenger RNA, 771 nt
Organism: Epithele typhae
Lineage: Eukaryota; Fungi; Basidiomycota; Agaricomycetes; Polyporales; Epitheliaceae
Product: dienelactone hydrolase endo-1,3,1,4-beta-D-glucanase
Exons: 6
Coding region: 1-771 (256 amino acids)
Molecular function (GO): hydrolase activity
Source: RefSeq, a predicted model, not a curated record
AUGUCGGGACCCAUGUGCGACGAUUGCUUCAUUGGUGUCCGCCACGAAGGUGAACCAGAGGGCAAGAUCGACCAGAUCAGCGGCGUCGAGUGCUACGUCGGAACACCCGCCGGCGAUCACGACAAGGCGAAAGUUGUGCUCUUCCUAUCAGACGUCUUCGGGAUCCCUCUCGUCAACAACAAGCUCCUCGUCGACGACUUCGCGCGCAACGGCUACCGCGCCGUCAUGCCCGACCUCUUCCAGGGCGAGGCCCUCCCCGAGAACUUCAUGUCUCUGCCCCCCGGCUCCUUCGACCGCGAAGGCUGGGUGGGCCGCCACGGGCCGGAGAGCUGGACGUCCGCGCUCGACGGCGUCGUCGCCGCGCUCAAGGCCGAGGGCGUCACUUGGAUCGCCACGACCGGGUACUGCUUCGGCGCGCCGCCGGCGUGGCACCUCGCGCUCAAGGGGGACGCGCAGGUCACCGUCGUGUCCCACCCGUCGCGCUUGCGCAACCCUGAAGACCUCGAGGAGUACGCACAGAAGGCAAAGGCGCCGCUGCUCAUCAACAGCUGCGAGGAGGACAGUAGCUUCCCGGCCGAGGCGCAAGCGAAGGCGGACGAGAUUCUCGGGAACGGCCGGUUCGCGCCCGGCUACGAGCGCACGUACUGGCCGGGGUGCAAGCACGGCUUUGCGGUCCGCGGGGAUAUGAGCAAACCCCAGGUUAAGGCAGGAAAGGAAGGGUCGUUUGAAGCGACUGUGAAAUUCCUCAACAAGUACAAGGGCCUCCCUUGA